Messenger RNA from Chaetomium fimeti, 1974 nucleotides. RefSeq lists its product as uncharacterized. The record is from RefSeq and is a predicted model, not a curated record. The coding region runs from base 1 to 1974 and encodes 657 amino acids. NCBI's taxonomy places the organism in Eukaryota, Fungi, Ascomycota, Sordariomycetes, Sordariales, Chaetomiaceae. The transcript has a single exon.
AUGUCGGCUGACCUUUUCGCCCUUUUUGGGGAUGCGCCGGAAACGGCAGACCCUCAGCAAACUCAGCAAACCCAAACACAGGGCAUACCCAACAACACCUCAACUACUGCCGCCCCGGCUGCAAGUGAUCCAUUCUCUUUUAUAAGUUCUGCUUCAUCUACUUUGCCGCCCCAAAAUGCACAGCAAACUGCACAAUGGCCACCAUUCCAGCAGACGACGACGGGCCAAUCCGCCUCAUGGCUCACUUCGCCCGUCAGCGAGCCCCAGACAAGCAAUGCGUGGGGUGAUAUCGGCAGUCUAGGAGGCCUAGGAAACUUCCAAAGUCAGGCGACAGCACUUCCGAUAUCCCAAAAGCCAGUACCGGCCGAAGAGGACGAUGACGGCUGGGGAGAUUUUGAGGUCGCCCCGACCAGCCCACCUACCCAGCCUCCUAUGCCAACCACGGUCUCCAACCCGCCCCGGGCGCAAGUCACGAGGAUGCCGACCAUCGAUAUGAUGACCAACAAACUCGUGGAUUUAAACCUGGAUUCAUCCGCCCCGGAACCAUAUGGGCAGCAGCCAUCGUGGGAGGAUAGUAGCAAGACGCAGCAACCGCAGAAACCGGUGCGGAACCCCGACCCGAAUGUCCUCUUCGAUGCCGAUUUUGAGGUAGAGCACGGCGCCGACGACGAUGACGAUGACUUUGGCGACUUCGAGACGGGGACGCCCGCUACCGCGAUCCCACCACAGAUUGCACCGCCAAAAUCCGCUGUCGACCUGUUAUCGCUAGACCCAGACCCGGUGCCAGCAGCAGCGGUAUCGACUAAGAAGCAGCCUCCGGGAUUGACUCUCUCGAAUACGGCUCUGCAAGCUAACGAGGCAUCCUAUCCGGAGGUGCCCAAGUCCCCUUACGGGUCCUUCCAAAAUCGGAAGCCGGAGCCGGUGAAGCAACUCCAAGUGAAACCGCCAACUCUGGCAAAGGCGCUCCAAGGGUCUAGUGCCGCAUCGCUAUCCGCUAUUCAGGAUGAUGAUUUUGGCGACAACUGGGAGGAGUUCGAAAAUAUCCCAGAUCCCAAACCCACCACUGCGAAGCCGAAGCCGAAGGCAGCGUCCAAAACUAAACCAACGCCGAAACCCCCAGCAGACGCAGCCGUAGCCCCAGAGUGGGAAUGGCAAGACUGGGGCGGACAAGACGACCAACCCAGCCCUCCCACAACCACAACCACAGCCAAAGCCAAAACAACCACCACCAAACCCAAAACAACCACCACUACCAGCACCACAACCCAACCCCCCCAGGAAGAACCCCCUUCCCCCAAAGGCCCCCCACCAACCAACAUCCCCCCCCCGGCCAUCCUCCUCUCCCUCUUCCCCACCCUCCUCGACCUAGCCUCCACCACCCUCCUCAAACCCCUCCUCACCCUGCCCACCACCUCCCCCGCCCACCAACGCGUCCUCGCGGCCCCGGCCACGCUAACCUUCCUCCGCGGCUACCUAGCCCUCGCCCGCGUCGCGGCCCGCCUCAUCGCGGGCCGCAAGCCGCGCUGGCACCGCGACCGCUUCCUCGCGCAGGGCAUGUCCAUCUCCGCGGUGCCUGCCGGCGGGGGCGGGCAGCGGGGGAUGAAGCUGGCCGGGGUGGACAAGGGGCGCGCUGCGCACGACGAUCGCGAGGCGGCCGAGGUGGCCGCCGUGUGGAAGCGGCAGGUGGGGAGGCUGCGGAGCGUGGUGGCCGGGGUGGCGGCCGCGCAUUCCGGGGAGGGGGUGGUGGGGUUGAGGGUGCCCGAGGUGGCGGUUGGGUUGGCGGUCGCGACGGCCAAGGGGGUGCCGACGGCGCCGCGGGCGUGCGUGGUCUGUGGCCUGCGGCGGGAUGAAAGGGUGGCUAAGGUGGAUGGGGAGGUGGAGGAUAGUUUUGGGGAGUGGUGGGUGGAGUUUUGGGGGCAUCGGGAGUGUAGGAACUUUUGGGUUGGGCAUGAGAGUGAGCUGAGGUCGCGGUAG